AUGGCUCUCCUAAAAACAGUGUGCCUAUUUGCGCUGGCAUACACUGCCGUGGCCUCCCCACUGCAUGCACGCCAGGAUGACGAACCAUCGACCGUGACCGUGACAGUCAGGAAGACGCCCGCCGUCGUGGACGUCACGCGGACCACCACAAGAAGUGUCUACACAACCACCACCACCGUCGUCUCCAACAUCAACUGCACCCGCACCGUUCUCGCAUCAGUCCCUGCUGCUCUUCCUCCGGCGCCGGCGACACCUCCUCCGUCAGCGGAGACGCCUCCUCCGGCGGCUGAGACGCCUCCUCCGCCAGCCGAUGACGACUCUGGCGACGACUCUGGAGACGCGGCCCCCAUCCCCAUCCUUCGCCGUCAAGAUUCCGACACCGACACGGCCACCCCCACGGCCACCGAGGCGCCCACCGAGACACCCACCGAGGCGCCCCCCGCCAAGCCCACAGCGGUCACAGUGACCGCGACGACGGAGCUCCCGGCACGGACCAGGACAGUCGUGGCGGCUGUCACCGUGACUCAGACGGAGCCUCAGACCCGCCUCAGCUACCAAUGCAGCGCGACGAUUGCCUAUGUGCUCACCACUGAUGCCACGACCACCAUUUCGUACACGCAGACCACGUACCUGUCCACCGCUGUGGCCGUCACCACCAUUGACUGUCCUCUCGGAGGCGGAUUCGGAGGCGGAUUCGGAGGCGGUGGGUUCGGCGGCGGCGGGUUCGGCGGCGGCGGGUUCGGCGGCGGCGGCCGAGGUGGCGGUGGCGGUGGCGGUGCGGGCGGCCCCGGCCGUACAUCCCCACCUGCAGCACCCACCAGGACCGAGCCACCGGCCGUGCCCAAGAGGCAAGAGGACGGCGGCGACGGCGACGACGACGCCGCCGCGCCCCCGGCCCCGACCGCCACUGCUGUCGAACCCACGGCUAAUGAGCCCGUGACCACGACGGUCCACCGGACGAGGGUCGAGUACACCAGGGUGACGGUCACGGCCAGCGAGACGACGUCGACGCGCUACGAGUGCAGCACCACGGCUGCUGCUGCUCCGCCCGCCGUGACUCCGCCUGCCGAGACUCCGCCGGCCGAGACUCCGCCUGCCGAGACUCCGCCGGCCGAGACUCCGCCUGCCGAGACUCCGCCUGCGGACGAUCCGCCUGCGGACGGAGAGUGA
Messenger RNA from Phialemonium atrogriseum, 1170 nucleotides. RefSeq lists its product as uncharacterized. Lineage: Eukaryota; Fungi; Ascomycota; Sordariomycetes; Cephalothecales; Cephalothecaceae. The record is from RefSeq and is a predicted model, not a curated record. The coding region runs from base 1 to 1170 and encodes 389 amino acids. The transcript has a single exon.